Messenger RNA from Prunus avium (sweet cherry), 3340 nucleotides. The record is from RefSeq and is a predicted model, not a curated record. NCBI's taxonomy places the organism in Eukaryota, Viridiplantae, Streptophyta, Magnoliopsida, Rosales, Rosaceae.
CACCUGGUACUGCAACAGAGCCGUUUGCUGAGAGAGAGGAGCGAAGAAACCAAAGCGCGCCAAUACGAAACGACAAGGAGAGAGCUCCAAAGGCUUGAGUUUUCAGAAGCUAACAAAAUGACUUCGUUUAAAUCCUCCAUUGGAGCUUACGUUGUCGUUUGGGCAGUGGAAGACCAGUUUCCAUGGAGUCUUCGUCCUCCAGAUUCCGAUUCAGAGACCUUCCCGAAAUGGAGAACUGCACGCAGUCCGAUUCCGCCUCCGACUUAUCCUCCGUGUCCAGCGACCGAGACGACGAGUCUGAUCUUCAAUCCAUGACUGGAAAGGGAAUUAAGCAUCUUUGUUCAGAGCUCCUCGAGCUAAAGGCUGCAUCCAGUGAAGAAUUUCACAAACACAUAUUUUCCAAUUAUUCGGCCUUUGUUAGAAUAUUUGAAGAAGUAGGGCAUGUGGAAAGUGAGCUGAUGCAACUGAAAAACCAUGUAGUGGCCCAAAAGAGGCUAGUGAGUGACCUUGUAGAUGGAAUAUAUUUGAAGGUUUUAUCAAAGGAGACUAUAGACUUGGUUAUCGAAGAAUCUGGAUGCGAGGAGCUGCUUCCCAUCAGCAAGUUAGAAGCUCAUGCAAAUGAUGUUUUAGAAACCUUGGACACUCUCUUGUCUGAGAACAGGAUAGAUGAGGCACUGUCCAUCAUAGAAUUGGAGGAUGAGAAUCUUCAAAGGUUGCGGUUUGAAGAGGAUUGUCCGGUGGAUGAGUUGAGAUUGUUUAGCUCUGAAGUUUCUGAGAGGAAGACCAUGCUUACACUACAGUUGACAAUGGUGGCUGAAAAUCGAAGAAUAGCUGCCCCGGAGCUUCAAAAGGCACUGGUGGGGCUCUGCAGGCUAGGUGACAGUCACCUUGCAACUCAAUUGUUGAUCAAGUACUACCAUUCACGCAUUGCGUCUGGGAUACAUAAUUUUCAGGCUUCAAAAUCAUUCUUACAUAGGUUAUAUAUCAGGGAACUCUCAAAGUUUGUAUUCUCUAUGAUUUCUCAAGCGGCGAGAAGUUUUGUGAUGUUAUAUGGGGAAACUUCUCCAUAUGCAUUGGAACUUGUCCAGUGGGCCAGUCAAGAAACAAAAGUGUUUUGUGCUUGUUUUGAUAAAUAUGUUAAGACCAUCUCAGAAAUAAGUGGUGGAUUGUCCACAGCAGUGGAAGCUGUACAGUUUGCAAUGUCAUUUUGUUCUCUGUUGGAAACUCAGAGAUUAGUGCUGCGGCCAUAUUUGAUCAAGCAUAUUCGCCCUUGCAUGGAAGAGGUUCUACAUAAACACCUAGACCACUUUAAGAAAGUAAUUGAUAUCUUUACAGCGACUGAUGCUUGGGUUUUGGGUAGAUAUCUUGUAUCAGGAAUUAUGAAUGAAGGUUGUUCUUCCAUGGUUGUCGGGCAACAACCAGAAUAUUGCUUGCUCACUAACAGCGGCCGGAAGUUUGUAACACUGCUGCAGUCUAUCACUGUAGAUGUCAACCCAUUAUUUUCCCUUCAAAUUGAAGGAUCAAUCGUUAGUGGACUUAUGAACCUCUUCAAAAAGUAUAUAGACAUCCUUGAAAGAGCCAUCAACUGUGAAACAGCUGUUGCAGAAACAAAUAAUUCGAGACUCUAUUUGGCCAAUUCAGUGCAACAACAGGUUUCUAUCUUAGCCAAUCUGUCAGCACUAGAGCAACUCUUCUCCAGCAUGGUUAGAAGCAUCUUCAAAGGUGUUAGUGAUGUCAACUCUGAAUUAAUGAAAAUCCAUCCAGUUGAGGUUCAAGUGAAGGAACUUGACAGUUGUAUUUCGUUCAUUCAAGAGGCUUCUUGUCGGCUCAGAGCUCUUUUCUGUGAGCAAUUUAUAUUGAAAAUUAUGUCCGUCAAAACUAGCUACAAACUCACUCCUGCAAGUAGUGUUGACGGGCCUGGUGAGUCUUCUAUGUUUCAUGGAGUGAUGCCUUCCCUUGCCUUUCAGGUACUGUUUUUAGAGCUGAGAAAACUGGAAAAACUUUCUGAAGACAAUAUUUUUGAAGUUGAUUGGUUAUUGGAGCUAUUGAGGGAGCUUAUAGAGGCCGUCUUUGUUUGGGUUUCAAAUAACAAAGAGAACCGGGAUAUCGACGGGGAGAAUAUGACAGUAGAGCUUCCUCUCAAUUUCAAGCAGUUUGUUUUGGAUGUGCAAUUUCUGGUGGAAAUCUCAAAGUAUGGAGGAUACUUCUCCAAUAACCCUUUGUUUCUACUAAAUCUCAUGAAAUCAGCCUUACUUUCAGCUGGACUAGAUCCAAGAAGAGAUGUCAAUGAUGAUAUAUGGGCUAUAGACUUUGCUGCUGAAACAAUCCAAAAGCUGCUGGAGAGUGAGAAAACACUGUUGCCUCUGGACCAAGAGCCUGUCAGUGAACAAGAAUCAGAGGACCAAUCCAAGUAUGCAGCUGACUCUUUUCCGGAUGAUGCUAGUUCUUCAGAGGAGGAUGCAGUAGCCACAGACGAGCCAGAAGUUGCCUCAGCUGGCUCUUUAGAGGAAAACGUUAGAAGCUCUUUAGAAGAUUAUGUGGAGCCAGAGGAGGAUGCAGUAGUCACACAUGAUCCAAAAGUUGCCUACAAUGCAAAAACAGCAUCAGCGGAUACAGGACCAUGCAUGGACCAAUCGAAGAUUUCAGCUGACUCUUUUCAAGAAGAUGUUAGAAACUCAUUAGAAGAUUAUGUGGAGCCAGAGGAGGAUGCAGCAGCUACAUAUGAUCCAGAAGUUGCCUAUAAUGCUGAAUCAGCCUCACUGAAUGCAGAACCUAAGAAUGCAGCUGACUCUUUUUGGGAAGAUGUUAGAAAUUCUUUAGAGGAUGCAGUAGCCACAUAUGAUCCAGAACUUGCCUUAAAUGCUGAACCGUGCAAUGGCGAAUCAAAGUAUGCAACUGACUCUUUUGAGGAUGAUGUUGUAAGUCCUUUAGAUGAUUAUACGCAAUCGAAGGAGGAUGUGAUAGCCGUAGACAAUGCAGAAAUUGCCUUUAAUGAAGAAACAGAAUCAUUGAUUACAGAAUCUUGUCCUCAAGGAGGGUCUUGUGGUGUCCUAGAAUUGGAUUGGAAUUCCAGUGACAGAGGUGCUAUAGAUUUGACUGACACUUCCAUAGAAUCUCAAACUACUGGCUCUGAAAAUUUGUCCAACAAGGCAGUUGAUAUAUCACAUAUCAUUGAAGAAACUAAUGUACCAUCAACAUAGUUGGCGGUAAAUAACAUCGGUGAGGCCGUGGAGAUGGUCUCUGUUGAGGAAGGGAAUGACAGUCCAUCUGAUGUCCCAAGUUUGUUAUGAACAAUCUAUAGAGAUGGUGAAACUGUGGAUUUUUCAGGGAUUGAAUUUAA